AUGGCCGAUCCUGAGGCUGAGGUACAUGCCCUCCCGGAUUUUGGCUCGGGCAUUAGUUAUCCAUCUAAGCGGGAUAAGUUAGUUAGUACAGCAGCGGUAACCUUCACACGCAGUGUGCCUGAUGUGCACGCACGCGUUGCUGAAUUGCUCAACUUACCAGAGACCGAGCGUGUCCGUUGCUUCCAUUUGCCCAUGUUUGAAAAGGUCCUGGGCUGGAGUGUGCACAUGUAUCUCGACUUAGACGCCGUCCAGAACGGAAUGCAGCACAACACCAACGCGACGCAACUGUGGCUCAUUGCCAACCUGCCAAACGAGCCCCCGGAGGUGCAGCCCGACAGCAUUCACGGCCCGGUGCUGCUGACCGCGGAAAACUUCAAGGAUGAGGAGUACGUGCAGCUGAGCCAAGAAGAGUGGCAAAAGAUAGUGGACAAGUGCAAGGAGGUGCAGCCCAAUGCGCAGUUCCUGCCGGCUGAGCACGUGGCUACACCACCAGGCAUGUCGGAGCCCGAGCAGGAGCAGAAGGCCGAAUAGGUCGCGUCCGCCCGCACGACACGACACGACACGAUGAGCGAAGCGCGGCACGUAGAGCUGCGUGGAAAGAGCUGCGUCCGGUCGACACAAGUGCUGGAUGCUUAGUGGAGGCCGGAAAACGGGUC
Messenger RNA from Volvox carteri f. nagariensis, 656 nucleotides. RefSeq lists its product as uncharacterized. The transcript has 7 exons. Lineage: Eukaryota; Viridiplantae; Chlorophyta; Chlorophyceae; Chlamydomonadales; Volvocaceae. The record is from RefSeq and is a predicted model, not a curated record. The coding region runs from base 1 to 531 and encodes 176 amino acids.